AUGCGACCUGAGGGCGAGUGCUCUGAGAGACCCGGCCGCGGCGGCGACGGAGGGUUCUCUACACCAGGGACCGCGGGGGCCGGGCCUCGCGUCUCCUCCUUGGCCUCGCGGGCGGGUCGGCACACUCGUCCUGCGGGUGUCGGCGUCGCCGCCGCCGCGUCUCUCUCUUCUGGGUGCCACCGGUUGGCCUCGGCCCCCCAUCCAGCCUCUGCGGCGGCGGCGGCGGCGACAACGGCACCAGGUGAGCGUGUGCCCAAGGCGCCUGCGCGGCCUACGUGGAGCUCGCCGAGGGAGCGCUACGGAGUGCCGGAGGGGACAAGCUGGAGUCGGGCCCGCACAUGCGCGCUCCAGGGUCGCUCCCGGAAGAUGCAGGGAUUUGCGCUGUUUAUGCUCACUGAGUGCCUAGAUGCCCUCAGAUACGGAGCCCGGGCUCGUCUGAGCGCUACGCUGACGCACAUCAGGACUUCGGCGCUGCGAAGUCUGGUGGGGAGGGUGCUGCUUCUGUUGAGGACCGCAAGGCUAACAGUCCUGCCGCAAAGAACCGCAUGUGUGGGUGUCCGGAGUGCGAGAAGAGGGGACCCAGGGAACCUGCCGAGGGCUCUGAAGGAUAGUGUACUUUUGUUCAGUAUUUGUGGUUAGGAUUCUCUGCCUUCAGUGUCUCGUACUCCUACUGCUUCCCAGAGGGGCCCUCUUCCCUUCGCUGGACUCUUCCAGGGUUCAAGAAGUGCCUGACACGGGGCUCCCAGGGUCCAGAUGUUUCUGGCCGAUAUUGUAAGAUUUCAGUCCUUUGGACAUCGCCUUUAUUUAUUUUUUAUUUCACAGAAAUCGUAUAUUUUCAUAUAUUCCUUCAAAAAUCUUUAAUUCUAAGUGCCAGGUCCUUGGGGGGUCUCUCUCAGUCUUUAAUAGAAGAAGUAGACAAAAAAAUUAGUAAGGAU
Messenger RNA from Mesoplodon densirostris (Blainville's beaked whale), 935 nucleotides. RefSeq lists its product as uncharacterized. The coding region runs from base 1 to 639 and encodes 212 amino acids. The record is from RefSeq and is a predicted model, not a curated record. The transcript has a single exon. Lineage: Eukaryota; Metazoa; Chordata; Mammalia; Artiodactyla; Ziphiidae.